Linum trigynum is the source of this 2667-nucleotide messenger RNA. NCBI's taxonomy places the organism in Eukaryota, Viridiplantae, Streptophyta, Magnoliopsida, Malpighiales, Linaceae. The record is from the annotation of a GenBank genome assembly.
GUUCACUCAUUAAGGGUUAGGGUAUAAUAUCAAACACAAAAAUCCUGGUAAUUCAAGGUCUAGAUAGAGUUUCCAUACUCGAGGUAUGCGGUACCCGGAUUUCACCCGGGGUACCAUAGAAGCCACCAUAUAUAUAUAUAUUUAUGAACUUAUUGUUAAAAUGUUAUGGGUUGCUAUACUUCAGACAAUGAAUUGCUGGUAUUUAUUAACAUAUCUAAAUUCUGUGCACUCAUAUUUUACAUAGUAUAUGUCGUAUUUAACAUAUUUUUAGCUAUUUUAUAGUAUACGUUAAACACUUACGCUUUACAAUUUUAUCUCUUUUUCGCUUGUAGUUAGAAUCGUGCUUUUGAUUGCAUUGCUUAUAUGGAUGAAUCACAAUUGCAUUACACAUUUAUGAAUAGGGAAAAUGCCAAUGACGGGAAUCUUCCAAGUGUUCACAAUGAUAAACAAAGCCCUUGAAGACGAUAGGUGCAUUAUCCCUUCCGCUUGUCAGCUUAAGAAGGUCAACAUCAAGGUCACCCAGCUCCUCAGCUCGACCACCGCCGGUCGAAUAAGCGGGAGCCUCUGCUCCACACGGUUCGACCCCAAGACCAAAACCCUCCACCUCCCGACCUUCACGUGGAACCCAAACGCCGAGGUGGUGAUGCGCAACCUCGUGGCCUACGAGGCCACCGCGAAAUCCAGCUCACUCAUCCUCACCCGCUACACCGAGCUCAUGCACGGCCUCGUCCGCAGCGCCGAGGACGUGCAGGAGCUCCGGAAGGAAGGCGUCGUCAUCGCGGCCGCCGUCGACGAUGCCACGCUGGUGGAGAUGUUCGGCGGGAUGGGGCUGUCGAGCAGCUACCCGAAGGGGAGCACGAUUCUAGACGGAAGUGUGGCAGCCAUCAAUCAGUAUUAUAACAAGCAGAUGAAGAUCCUGCUUAUGAGGCUGUUCAAGAAGUAUGCCAAGGUCACGAUUAAGUAUUUGGUGGUGGUAGCGGGUUUAUUGUUGGUGAUGGUGCUGUUCAUCCAGGCAUGGUGUAGUGUUUACAGGUGUCCUGGUGCGGUUCAUUCGAGGGUUGUGCAUAAUGUCGUUGGUGGUUUGCAGUAUGUGUUGUAGCUUCUUGGCGAUGGUGCCGGUGCCGGGGAUUCGUCGUGAUCUUACUGCUUUUUGAUUCUAUCAGACGAAAAUAUAAAUUUUCGCCCCAAACUGUAAUGGCUAGUAAGCCCAUCCGGUGGAGCGACGUCAUCUCAGGCAAAGUUUUAGAUUCCACAAGUGCAACGGCGCCGUCUUGUGCAGUGGAGACCUUCAUUGACGAUACGUCGACAUUGUGAGCCAACGUCUCUUUCAUUUCCAAGUUGUUGUUCCCUCCAAACUCUGCAUUCUCUGUUUUUUGUUUGUAAACAACAGCUAAGAGCUGUUUGUCCUCUACUGAUCCAAUCUUGAAUAUAAAGAACAAUAGUCAUCAAUGAGAAAGUAAGUUACCGUUUCAAUUUCAUACCUAGUUUUAUGGUAUCAGAGAAACCCUAGCCGCCGCCUCCCUAAGAGGUUCAAAUGUGACACCCAACCCCUCUGCCAAACCUCCAGAAUGCACUUUCUGCAGAAGGAUUUGACACACUGAAGAAAAAUGCUUUAAGAAGCAUGGUUAUCCUCCCAGUUCUCAAUCCAUGACUACACCUCUUACUCGUGGCAGAUUUCAUCAAUGCAACUGACAGUGGCUCUUCUUCAGACACUCAGCAAGAGUUCAAACUCACAAAGUUCGAGUAUGACAAACUGAUUUCUCUGAUGCAUGAUAACUCCAACGGCAAGUCUCCCACCAAUGCUCAUUCAGCAACACUCACUAUUCAUCAUGCAUCUGCCUCUUCCGAUACUUUUCUUCAUGAUCCUCACAAAGUGACAUAUUCAUUAAUUUUCCUACUGGUGAUCGAGUUUAAGCUACAUAGAAAGGCACGAUUCUUUGCCUUAAUGGCAUCACUCUCGAGGAUGUCCUAUUUGUCCCUAAGUUCACAUUCAACCUUCUCUCAGUGAGUAAACUCACCACCAGCAACCCUCUUUGUUUAACCUUCUCUUCUGGUUCUUGCAUCAUACAAGACAUGAAGCUGAUGAGAGUGACAGGUUCUGCUGAAAUCCUCCAUGGCCUUUACCCCAUCAACCUACCCUUAGCUAGUAAACCUAACCACAUCAUAGCAGCUGUUAGUUCACCACAUUUUGACAUUUGGCAUUUUAGAAUUGGCCAUGUUUCCCACAGUAGAAUUCCUCAACUGAAACAACUCUGUAAAUACAUUGAAACCAACAGCAGCUUACCCUGUGAUGUUUGCAAUUUUGCCAAACAAAAACGACUUCCUUUCCCUUCCAGCAUAAUUGUAACAACACUAUUUUUGUAGUUAAUUCAUGCUGAUAUUUGGGGCCCAAACUCCUCCCCCACUAAUGAUGAUUUUAAGUAUUUCCUUACCAUUGUUGAUGACUAUUCCAGGAUGACUUGGAUCAUCCUCCUUUCUUCCAAAGCUGAUGCUCGUCCCAAACUCAUUCAAUUAUACAACAUGAUAACCAAACAAUUCAACACAAAUGUCAAAACAAUUAGGAGUGAUCAAGGGAGAGAAUUCCAAAUGAGUGAUUACUUUGUAGAACAUGGGGUUCUGCAUGAAAUGUCCUCCAUUGAGACACCUCAACAAAACAGUAAGGUUGAG